This is a messenger RNA of Helianthus annuus (common sunflower), 2271 nucleotides long. RefSeq lists its product as uncharacterized. The coding region runs from base 1 to 2271 and encodes 756 amino acids. The transcript has 4 exons. NCBI's taxonomy places the organism in Eukaryota, Viridiplantae, Streptophyta, Magnoliopsida, Asterales, Asteraceae. The record is from RefSeq and is a predicted model, not a curated record. Gene Ontology annotation, molecular function: DNA binding; protein dimerization activity.
AUGGAAUCAACUGGCAAUAAAAAGCUUAAAAGGAAGUCUGAUGAUAUAGGAUGGGAAUAUGGACAAUUGGUGGAUCCAAAUAACUUAGAUAAAACUCAAUGUAAUUUAUGUGAAAAGGUUAUGUCUGGAGGAGUUUAUCGAUUGAAACAACAUAUUGCGGGCAUAACGGGAAAUGUGGCGGCUUGUCGAAAAACAACAAAAGAUGAUCAAGUGAGGGUUAAAAAUGCUCUUUUGGAGACCCAAAACAAAAAAAAGGCUAAGCAAGAUAGUGAUGAUUCUUUAAGAGCCGAGGUAGACAUUGAUAGUGAACCGAUUGACCUCGAUGAUUGUUUUGGAGAGUUGAAGCCACCUCGCUCAUUUGGUCCUAUGGAUAGAUUUCCAACUUCCCAAGGCAGCAAAGGAAAUGUUAAACAAAGUAAUCUUAGCAAUGUUGUUAAAAAAGAACAAAUGAUUCGUGUAAAAGAGUACGUUUGCCAGUGGGCGUAUGAAUCCGCAAUUCCAUUUCAUGCCUUUGAGAGGGAUAGCUUUAAAACAAUGGUGGAGGCGAUUGGUCAAUUUGGUCCUAGUUUCAUGCCUCCUAAUAGAUAUGAGAUGGGAAAUACUUUCUUAAAAAAACGAGUCGAAAAGACUAAAAAUUUAUUGAAAAAGUACCAGGAAGAAUGGAAAUAUAUAGGGUGCUCCAUUAUGACCGAUGCGUGGUCCGAUAGAACAAGAAGAAGCAUCAUGAACUUGUGUGUCAAUUCCAAGUUAGGUACUAUUUUUUUGUCUUCUAAAGAAUGUUCGGAUGAAUCGCACACAAGUCAAAACAUAUUUGAGUAUGUGGAUAAAUGCAUUGAAGAAGUUGGUCCUGAAAAUGUGGUUCAAGUUGUGACCGAUAACGCAUCAAAUAAUAUGGGUGCGUCAAAAUUGAUGAAGGAGAAAAGACCAACAAUCUUUUGGACGUCUUGCGCGACUCAUACUAUAAAUCUCAUGCUUGAAGCUAUCGGUGGAUUAGAAAGGUAUAAGAAAAUUAUCAAUCAAGCCAAAAAACUAACUGUGUUUAUCUAUUCUCACCACAAAACGUUGGCUAUGAUGAGAAAGUAUACAAAGAAAAGGAAUAUAGUGAGACCGGGAGUUACAAGGUUUGCUUCAGCAUUUCUUACCUUACAAAGUUUGUCCGAAAAAAAAAGUCAACUUAGGCAUAUGUUUUCAAGUAAUGAAUGGGAGAUGUGUAAGUUUGCUAAAUUGCCAAAAGGGGAAGCUGCUUAUGAAAUAGUUGUAUCUCCGUUAUUUUGGAAGGGUGUGACAACAUGUUUGAAAGUUUUUGCACCAUUAGUCAAAGUCCUUCGAAUUGUUGAUGCGGAUUGGAAGCCUUCAAUGGGUUUUAUAUAUGGUGAGCUUCAAAAGGCAAAAAAAGAAAUUAUCAAGGCUUUAAAUGAUAACAAAAAUGCAUACGAGCCUAUUAUGGAUAUUAUCUCAAAAAAGUCAUCCAAAAGGCUUGAUACUUGUCUACAUUUGGCAGCCUACAUUUUAAACCCAUGUUAUUUUUAUAAUAAUCCGGAGGCCCGAGAUGAUUUAGAUGCUAAUGAUGCGGUAGUUGAACUUGUUGGAGUUUUAUUUCCAAAAGAUUAUGAUAUGCAAAACAAAAUUUUGGGGGUUGAGUUGCCAAUCUACAAGCGUAAGCAAGGAAAGUUUGAGCGUCCAGUCGCUCUCAAAGCAUGUGCGGUCAACGACGAGAACUUUGAUCCGGCAAACUGGUGGGAAACACAUGGUAACUCAACUCCAAAUCUAAAAAAGAUUGCUAUGAGGAUACUUUCAUUGACUACUAGUUCGUCGGGAUGUGAAAGAAAUUGGAGCAUGUUUGAGGGGGUACAUACAAAAAAGAGAAAUAGACUCAUGGCGAGUAAAAUGAAUGAUCUUGUUUUUGUACAAUUUAAUUCUAAUUUGAUGGAGAAAAACAAGAAAAGAAGGUUGAGAAAUCGUGAAUCACUUAAAGCCGAUGAUGAUAAUGAGGCUAAAGAAUGGAUUGUUGAUGUAGAUGAUGAUGAAGAAGAAGAAGAAGUUGAGCCGGGGCAAACUUCAAAGGCAGUUGAUGAUGACACGGGUGUUAAUGAAAUAUCAGGUAAUCGAAAAAGUGCUAGGAUAAGUGCUAAGAAAAGUGGAUCGAGACAACUUUAUGACGAAGAUUUUAUAUCAGAUGAGGAAGUAGAUGAGGAGGUUGAAUAUGAGUCGGAUGGUGUUGAAAUCAUUGAGCACUACGGGGAAGACGAUGAGGAUCUUGGAAAUAUUUGA